AUUAAAAGAGAGGGGAAUUGAAAAAAUUGAGAGAGAAAAAUCGGAAGGGUUUUGAGGAAUCCAGAAUUUGAGAGAGAGAGAGAGGGGUCAAUUCCAUGGCGGUUCAAGGUGGUGGUGGGAGAAGGUUAGGGCCGUUCGCCCUUCAUCUAUGGAUCUUCCUCUCUCUCCUCCUCUUCCCCCACGUUCGUUCCUUCUAUCUCCCUGGUGUCGCUCCUCAAGAUUUCAAUAAGGGGGAUCCAUUGAAGGUGAAGGUGAACAAACUAACCUCUACAAAGACACAACUUCCUUACUCCUACUAUUCUCUUCCUUAUUGUCGUCCAGAAACCAUAGUUGACAGUGCAGAGAAUCUUGGUGAAGUUCUUCGGGGUGAUCGUAUUGAAAACUCUCCAUAUGUGUUUAAAAUGCGAGAACCACAGAUGUGCAAUGUUGUAUGUCGUGUGGAGCUGAAUGCCAAAACUGCAAAGGAGUUCAAGGAAAAGAUAGAUGAUGAGUAUCGGGUUAACAUGAUUUUGGAUAAUCUUCCUCUUAUUGUUCCUGUACGAAGGCCAGAUCAGGAACUUUCCACAGUGUAUCAACAUGGUUUCUAUGUUGGUCUCAGGGGACAGUAUGCUGGAAGCAAGGAUGAAAAACAUUUCAUCAACAAUCACUUAACAUUCACAGUCAAGUUUCACAAAGAUCCAGAAACUGACUCAUCGAGGAUAGUUGGAUUUGAGGUUAAACCAUUCAGUGUUAAACAUGAGUACGAAGGAAAAUGGAAGGAGAACAGCCGUUUAUUAACAUGUGAUCCCCAUGCAAAACGUGCCGUUACCAACUCUGAUUCUCCUCAAGAGGUUGAAGAUAAGAAGGAAAUUAUAUUCACAUACGAUGUUGAGUUCCAAGAGAGUGAUGUGAAAUGGGCCUCUCGAUGGGAUACCUACCUUCUGAUGGCCGAUGAUCAAAUUCACUGGUUUUCAAUUGUCAAUUCUUUGAUGAUUGUUCUUUUCCUCUCUGGCAUGGUGGCCAUGAUCAUGUUGCGGACGCUGUACCGGGAUAUCUCUAAAUAUAACCAGUUAGAGACCCAAGAGGAAGCCCAAGAAGAGACAGGGUGGAAACUGGUUCAUGGGGAUGUUUUUAGACCUCCUACAAAUUCAGAUCUUCUGUGUGUUUAUGCUGGAACGGGUGUUCAAUUUUUUGGGAUGAUUCUUGUCACCAUGAUCUUUGCUGCCCUUGGAUUCCUUUCACCCUCGAACCGAGGUGGGUUGAUGACAGCCAUGCUUCUGCUCUGGGUUGUCAUGGGCCUGUUUGCUGGAUACUCUGCAACCCGUCUGUACAAGAUGUUCAAAGGAACAGACUGGAAGAAAAUUGCUCUCAAGACAGCUUUCAUGUUCCCUGGCACUGUUUUUGCCAUUUUCUUUGUCUUGAAUGCUCUAAUUUGGGGUGAAAAAUCCUCAGGGGCAGUGCCAUUUGGAACCAUGUUUGCGCUGGUGUUGUUAUGGUUUGGCAUCUCGGUCCCACUUGUUUUUGUGGGUGGUUAUGUUGGGUUUAAGAAGCCAGCAAUUGAGGAUCCCGUAAAAACUAAUAAGAUUCCAAGGCAGAUCCCAGAGCAGGCCUGGUAUAUGAAUCCUGUCUUCUCCAUCCUAAUUGGAGGCAUAUUACCCUUUGGAGCUGUUUUUAUUGAGCUCUUUUUCAUCCUCACAUCAAUCUGGUUGCAUCAAUUCUAUUACAUAUUUGGCUUCCUCUUCAUUGUCUUCCUUAUCCUACUUGUAACUUGUGCGGAGAUCACAAUCGUGCUGUGCUACUUCCAACUGUGCAGUGAGGACUACCUUUGGUGGUGGAGGUCAUAUCUGACUUCAGGUUCUUCAGCAUUUUACCUCUUUCUCUAUGCUGCUUUCUACUUCUUUACAAAGCUUGAGAUCACAAAGCCAGUGUCAGGGGUAUUAUACUUCGGAUACAUGCUCAUUGGCUCCUAUGCAUUCUUUGUGCUAACUGGUGCAGUUGGUUUCUAUGCUUGCCUCUUGUUCACAAGGCUCAUCUACUCAUCAGUGAAGAUCGAUUAAUUGAUGAACAGGAAAGAAAUAGCUGCCAUAUUUCUACUCAAGGAAGUAAACAUCAUCUCAUGUGGGGUCCGUCCUUGCUACUUCCAGGGUUGCCAUUUGGGUUCAGUUUUGAGUCUUAAAUCACAGAAAUUGUUAUUUUAACCCUCCCAAUUUAGUUUUGGGAGUUUUUAUCCUUGUGUUUUGUCUUUUUAUAUUUACCCACUCUUCAUGGGGAUUUGCCUCUUUUAGAAAUGAUAAAAGAAAUUCUUGUAUCAAUGCUAUUGCUUGUAUGACUUCUGAAGGACGAACAAUUCAUUUUGUUAUAUGCUAAACUCUUUCCUCA
Messenger RNA from Vitis riparia (riverbank grape), 2358 nucleotides. Its product is annotated as transmembrane 9 superfamily member 10-like. The record is from RefSeq and is a predicted model, not a curated record. Gene Ontology annotation, cellular component: membrane. Gene Ontology annotation, biological process: protein localization to membrane. Lineage: Eukaryota; Viridiplantae; Streptophyta; Magnoliopsida; Vitales; Vitaceae. The coding region runs from base 96 to 2036 and encodes 646 amino acids. The transcript is spliced from 7 exons.